AAAUGCAGUUGCGCUCAAUUUCCGCGCUUAAAUUUCUGUAAUUGUGGUAAUGUGUAAUUGCAUAUCCAUCGGCGCGUAGGAGCAGCUGCAUAAAAUUUCGCGGCGAGAACCGUUGAAAACUGUUAUGUACACACUAACUCUCAAGAGCGUUUAGUCGCUGCUGCUGCUGCUGCUGCAGUCCGUAUGUGCAGCCAUGUAUAUACAGUUAUUAUACGUUUCGCAGUCGAUAUAGCGCCUAUACUAGAGUUUGCCAAUGCUAAACACGCAAACCUCCAGCAGCUGGUGGUGUAGCCGCGAGCAGCACGCAGAGCUGCAGUACUACAACAGUAACAGUUUGGCGCAUGGUUGCUCCUUCGUAACUUGAAAGUUUUGCAUCAACGCGAAAAAUUUUUACGCGAAAUUUUUCCCAGCCCCCGGACUGUGUGACAGAUCGCUGUUGUUAUGGUGCGCUGCAACGGCAUGUCGUCCACACGCAAAUGAACUCAGCUGCUGCUGCUGCUACUCUACUGCCACUGCCUGUUACUAUAUGUAAAUACCCAUUGCCCUUAUUUACGAGCGUGAGUGCACGCGACCUCAAGACUCUUACACUUGGGAUUUUCACAAUUGAGUCUGAUUUUUGCAUUUCGUUACACAAACGAUCUCGUGAAUUGUGUGCUCAAGAUUGUGUCGAAUAAUCGUGAUAACGACUUUUGUUCACUGUUGUGACUUUAUCGCGAACAUUGUCCGAAACUGCUUACGACGCGUGACUCCAAUGAAUUAUCAUACGAUUUUAUUACCUUGUCACCCUCGUCGGCAGUGUCAAAGCCAUGCUGUGUAUCCUCGUUCCAUACUUUAGCCACAUUCAAGGAUUUGAAAAAGUUCAAGGAACACAUUCAGUGAUAUGUAUGUAAUUAGAACAGAAAGUGCUUGCAUGUUAACACAAUGUUCAGAUGCCCUAGAGAUGCUGUCAGAGUUAAAGUUAAGAAGUUUGAAACACCACAUAAGCCAGAGUACAGAAAGUUUAGUGUGGAUCCUCAAAUAACAUCUAUAGAAGUUCUUCAAAGUAUUUUGAUCAAAGCUUUUGAUAUUAAAGGGGAGUUCACUGUUUCGUACAGAGCAACAGAUGAUUAUGGAGCAGAGACGUAUCUGUUUCUAUUAUCAGAUUGGGAUUUAGACGCUGCUUUUAUAAGUGCUUCAGAGCCUUAUCUUUAUUUACAAGUCAACUUAAAACCCUUUGGAGAAACUAAUGAAUGUGAAAGCGAUUGGGAACAAAAUGUUCACCAACAUGUGGCUUCAAGACCAGAGCUGGGUUUUGCAUACAAGACCCCCAGAUUACCUGGCAUUAUUAUGAAUAAGAUGGAAAAAACAUUUAAUCUUGUACAAAGAGCCUUAGGUAAUUUUGGCGAUGAUUCGAAUCACGGUAAUAAUCACCCACCCCGUCCACCAUUGGCAGACAACGAGUUUCGAAAGUUUUUGGAUCCUAUUGGUCAGGUCGUUCAAUCGAAAGAAUUACGCGCCGUUAUAUAUUUCGGGGGCAUCGAGCCGAGUCUUCGAAAAGUCGUCUGGAAGCACAUUCUCAACGUCUAUCCCGACGGCAUGUCGGGUCGUCAGAGAAUCGAUUACAUGAAGAACAAGUCGCAGGAGUACAUCAAUCUGCGAGACUCGUGGAAAAAUCUCAUGCAGAACGGGCAGAACGUCGGCGAAUUGGACUACGUCACGAGUAUGGUCCGUAAGGACGUUCUGAGGACCGAUCGGCAUCACAAAUUUUACGGUGGCUCGGACGACAACCAGAACACGGCGAGCCUGUUCAAUAUUUUAACGACGUACGCCCUGAACCAUCCCUCCGUGAGUUACUGCCAGGGUAUGAGUGACUUGGCUUCGCCGCUUCUCGUCACGAUGAGGGACGAGGCUCAAUCGUACAUAUGUCUGUGCGCCCUCAUGAGGCGGCUUCAAGAAAAUUUCAUGCUCGACGGUAUCGCUAUGACGACCAAGUUCGCGCAUCUGUCGGAAGGUUUACAAUUCUACGAUCCGGAGUUUUACGCCUACCUGAAAUCCUACCAGGCGGACGAUCUUCUCUUCUGCUACAGAUGGCUGCUGUUGGAAAUGAAGCGCGAAUUCGCCCUCGACGACGCGAUGCGUAUGCUCGAAGUAUUAUGGGCGUCGAUCCCGGCCUCACCGCCACCGAACGGCGAGCUGAAGCUCUUCGAGGUGAAAUUUCCACCGGCCACUCCUCCACCUAGUCCGAAUAUCAAACAAAUCCGAGAAAACGCCUACACCAAAGUCUGCGCAAUCAGACGGCAGAGUUCGGGAGCGAGCUCCGGCAGCGCGAGAAGGCGCACAGUGAGCAACACCGAUGAGCCCAUUGCCGAAAAUUGCGCAACGGAAAAUCCCCCGGGAUCCACCAGAAGACUGGGCGACAGACCUCAGCUGUCGGAUCCAACCAGUGAAAGUCCCGAAGUCCGUCACACCAGAAAUCGUAUUAAUCUACCGACCGAAAAGUGCCUCAGCGUCGACUCGGCGCCCAGUCCCAAACCUUUCAAACGCAUGACGUCGCUGCUCGAUUUCGAAGAUCGUCGUCUGGGAGUUUUGAGCAAUGGUAACAGUAGCCUGGAUCAGCAAAUCAAGGCUCAAGCCGGCAAGUGCGUGAGAGUCGUGAAGAAUCUCAACGAGUUUCUGAAUUUCGCUAGUCUCAACAAGAGCCGCAUCAUGCCUAGCGAUAACGACUCCGAAACAUCUGCCAGGCUGCCCAAUGUAAUGUCGAUGACGACAACGGCGUCCAAUCUGUUAUCGACCAAGAGCUCGAGAGGCGACGCCAAUUCACCAGAAGAUAAUUUGACGGAUUUUUUUCCCAUGACCACAUCUAUGACGAGGGAACUACGGUUGGAGUUGGAGUCGCUGGAUCGUCAAGUAUUCGGACCAUCUCCGCCGAUCAACGAGCAUCCAGCUGACAGUCCGUUGUCGAAAUUGGAGAACGAAAUCAUCGAGAGUGAAUCAGAAAGCGAACUGCCAAAGUGUAGUCCAGCUGCGGAUGUUUUCGUCUGGGAAAAUCCUCUGCAUUCGAUACAAAAUAACAAACAGAACUCAACGACUCCGGACGAGCAAGCUGAACUGGAGUUCGACGGUGAAAUAUUGAAGGAUCAAAACGGCGUCAAAUCUGUCACGCCUAUCAGACUGCUCAAACGUAAUACAAAGUGCGACGAUUUAUCGGACAGCGACGGCACCGACAGUUGGCCGCAAGAAGAGCCUCCGACGAUAGACGAGGAAGCGAGCCCACCCACGUCCGUAGUUCAGGAGCAGUGCGAAGAAGCGACCGAACUGACUAAUCUCAUUCCAUCGGGCACCUGCGACGACGAGACGCAACUGGGCAGCGACAAUCUACCGGCGCCCAACGAGUUCGGCGGCGGCAAUCCGUUCCUCAUGUUCCUCUGCAUCACACUGCUGCUCCAGCAUCGCGACCACAUAAUGCGCAAUCAGAUGGAUUACAACGAGCUGGCGAUGCACUUCAAUAAAAUGGUGCGACAACACGACGUCAACAAGGUGCUCAACCAAGCGAGACAGCUAUUUGCCGGCUAUCUCAAGCGACAUUCAGCCAAGUCUGAGUACAUCAACGUUUGAAAAAUUUCUACAUUAUACGUACGACGAAUAAUUAUCCUAUUAGGCGGCCAGUAUCGAUUGCAACAAUUUUCCUUGCGAGUCAUAUAAAGUAGAGAAGAGAAGAGAAUCGAUCGCUGCUGCUGCUAUCACAAAACACAGAGUGCAAGCUAGUUUCUAAAAUGCAAAAAUAAACGAUUUAUAGCUGUUAAGUUGAAAACUAAAAAAAAUCGCAACAAAAGCUUAUUAUAUGAAAUCGAUAUUUAUCUGAGUAAGUAUUUUAAGGCGAUGAAUCACACUAUAUAUGUAUACAGAUUAUGUAUAUAUAUAUUUAUACAUUUUACCGUUGUAUUCAAAUCAAAUAGAAACGAUAACAUAUAUUUUUGUCGAUGUUAUUACAUCGUGCAAUUCGUUCUUGUCAAAGGCAAAGACUUAUUAUUGUUUACAUA
Trichogramma pretiosum is the source of this 4019-nucleotide messenger RNA. Its product is annotated as TBC1 domain family member 25. Gene Ontology annotation, molecular function: GTPase activator activity. The record is from RefSeq and is a predicted model, not a curated record. Lineage: Eukaryota; Metazoa; Arthropoda; Insecta; Hymenoptera; Trichogrammatidae. Gene Ontology annotation, cellular component: autophagosome. The transcript has 7 exons. The coding region runs from base 922 to 3594 and encodes 890 amino acids. Gene Ontology annotation, biological process: activation of GTPase activity; regulation of autophagosome maturation.